Messenger RNA from Taeniopygia guttata (zebra finch), 3851 nucleotides. NCBI's taxonomy places the organism in Eukaryota, Metazoa, Chordata, Aves, Passeriformes, Estrildidae. The record is from RefSeq and is a predicted model, not a curated record.
AAAUAAAUAAAAGAGAAGCCCCGAGGAGCGGCAUUCCCGGCUGCCGUUAUCCAACCGGGGGCAGCGGGACGGCGCGGAUGCUGCACCGGGAGCCGCGGGGCCGCCGGGGCUGAAGGCUCCCGCUCGCAGCCUCCUCUUCCUCGGGUGGUUUUCCCUCCCUCCUCCUCCUCCUCCCCCCCUGCAUUUCCUCCUGCACCUUUAAGAAGCCCAUUGCCGCCGGUGGGAUGGUGUGUGCUAAAGCUGCACAGAGGAAGUUACGCAGCCGGGAUCAGGCACGGAGAUAAAAGCUCCGAUUGUGAUUGAAAGUGAGAGCAAAAGGGAUUUCAGCCUCGGCAUUAACUUGCGAGGGGAGCCGGGAUUGCACAAAGCUCCCCCGGCCAUCUGCCCUUGGGGGCCGGCGGCGCAGCUCCUGCCCGCCGCGCUGGGCAGGGCAGGGCUGGGCAGGGCAGGGCAGGGCAGGGCAGGGCUGGGGGGUGUGUUUUGGGGGUUCCCCCGGCCCCGAAGUUGGCUGCUCCGCCGGGAGCCCCGCGCCGCAGAGCUCCCUCCCGGUGCCUCCUGCUGAUGAGCUCUGCCUUUGCCCUGACCAUGAAAGAGAGAGGAGAUCUCAGGUAGCCCCAUGGAUUGCAGCUGAAGGCUUUGGGAACUUGGUGCUCCGUUGCCAAAAGACAGAAUUGGACGGGAAUCCUCGCCACCACCAGAGGACACAGCAGGAGAAGCCAAGGCCAGCCCUGCCCCAGUCACCCCAGUGACCACCCAGCCCUGCUGGGGCCACCACGGAUCUGGGCACCCUUCCUGCUCUCGCUGGCACAACCGUCCUUUGGGAAAAAAGAAUUUUAGCUCCAAGCAGUCUUUCUUGUCAGAGUUGUACUGAUGACCAGAUGCUCUAUUUAUUUUAUGUGCUAAUGUUCUAACACCCUAAUAAUUAAGACAGACACAGUUUAAGGCACUUUCCACAGCCACGCAUCUGGAGCAGACCAGAAGGUUGAGGAAAACCUGAUCCAGCACCAUCUCACAGCCUCUCCAAUUUACUCCUAUCAAAUUUCAUCAGCAACUCAGAACUUGAUCUUCGUAUUGAUUGACUGGAGUCACCUCUAGAUAUUUUCAUGCUGAUUUGGAAGACCUUUCGUACAAUAAAAAGGGGAAAAAAUGAGGUUAAGGAAGACUUUUGACCACUGAUCAGCAACUCUGGCCAAAACUUUCCCAAUCAAGUGAAUUGCAAAGUUGGCUUCUGUGCCAAGAGGAACUUUCCACGUCCAGGUACAGCGUGCGGAGUGGGAUCAUCCCUGUUACUGUGUGGAUCUCCUUCGACUGGAGCAUUUUUAGAUGAGGAGUUUCCAUGCUGAUCCCGAGAGCCACCCCUAGCCCUGUAGCUGCCUUCCUCGGGACUCUCGGCACUGCCCUCGCCCAGGGACCCCGCGCUUGGCCGCAGCUGCCAUGCUCUACCUGGCUGCUCUCCUCGUGCACUGCGUGCCCCUGGCCAUGGGACAGUAUGACAUUUGCAAGUCCUGGGUGACCACGGACGAUGGCCCCUCAUGGGAGUUUUACGCUUGCCAGCCCAAGGCCAUGCGGAUGAAGGAUUACGUGACCGUGAGGGUGGACCCGGCAGGAAUCACUUGUGGGGACCCUCCGGAGAGGUUCUGCACCCAUGAGAACCCGUACCUGUGCAGCGACGAGUGCGACGCCUCCAACCCCGACCUGGCGCACCCGCCCAAGCUGAUGUUCGACAGCGAGGACGAGGGGCUGGCCACGUACUGGCAGAGCGUGACGUGGCGCCGCUACCCUGAGCCGCUGCUGGCCAACAUCACCCUGUCCUGGAACAAGAGCAUCGAGCUGACCGAUGACAUCGUCAUCACCUUCGAGUACGGGCGCCCCACCAUCAUGAUGCUGGAGAAGUCUCUGGACAACGGCAGGACUUGGCACCCGUACCAGUAUUACGCAGACGACUGCAUGGAGGCCUUCAGCAUGCCAGCACGGAGGGUCCGAGACCUCUCCACCACCAGUGCCAACAGGGUCCUCUGCACCGAGGAGUAUUCCCGCUGGGCGGGCUCCAAAAAGGAGAAGACCGUGCGGUUUGAGGUGCGGGACCGCUUCGCCAUCUUCGCUGGCCCCGACCUCAAGAACAUGGACAACUUGUACACCCGGCUGGAGAGCGCCAAAGGGCUCAAGGACUUCUUCACCGUCACCGACCUGCGCAUGAGGCUGCUGAGACCCGCCCUGGGGGGCACCUACGUGCAGAGGGAGAACUUGUACAAGUACUUCUACGCUGUCUCCAACAUCGAAGUCACCGGCAGGUGUAAAUGCAACCUCCAUGCCAACCUGUGCACCUUCAAAGAGGGCAGCCUCCAGUGUGAGUGUGAGCACAACACCACGGGCCAGGACUGUGGCAAGUGCAAGAAGAACUUUCGCUCCAGGUCCUGGCGAGCAGGGUCCUACCUGCCUCUGCCCAACGGGUCCCCCAAUGCAUGUGCAGCUGCAGGCUCAGCCUUUGGCAACUGCGAGUGCUACGGCCACUCCAACCGCUGCAGCUACAUCGACUUCCUCAACGUGGUGACCUGCGUGAGCUGCAAGCACAACACGCGGGGCCAGCACUGCCAGCACUGCCGCCUGGGCUUCUACCGCAACAGCUCCGCAGAGCUGGACGACGAGAAUGUCUGCAUAGGGACCUGCUUGAACAGAACCCCGGGCAGGACAGGCUCUGACCUCCCUGUCUUUGGGCAGAAUGUAACUGCAACCAGAUCGGCUCCAUGCACGACCGCUGCAACGAGACCGGCUACUGUGAGUGCAGGGAAGGGGCCACGGGGCCCAAGUGCGACGACUGCCUGCCCAACUACUACUGGAGACAGGGCUGCUUCCCCAAUGUGUGCGAUGACGAGCUCCUGCUGUGCCAGAACGGCGGCACCUGCUACCAGAACCAGCGCUGCAUCUGCCCCGUGGGCUUCAAGGGCGUCCUGUGCCAGCAGUCCCGCUGCGAGGCGGACAAAAAGGACUGUGACCGUGCCCCCGCUGCCCGUGCCAGCCUGGCCACUGUGGCGCUGGGCGCGCUCGCCCUGCAGCUGCGAGGCUGGGCAGGCCUCUGAGGCCUCACAGGGACACCGAGGUGAUGGGUGGCUGUCCCCACCGCCUCCUUCUUCGCCUUCCUUCACGCUGGGACUUGCACAACCACUUUGGGUCCGCUUUCCGAGCAGGGAGCCCGGCGCUGGCUCCUGCCCGCUGUCCCCGCGGUGACACGGGCACCGUCCGUCCUGCCCCGCUCCGGGCAAACAGUGCCGCGAUCCGAGGGAUGGUUUUUUUAUUAUUCCUUUAUUUACUUUGGUAUGGGCUGGGGCGGUGUUUUUAUUUUCCCUCCUCUCAGCGCCCUGGUUCGGAGGAGCCCGUGGUGAGAAGCGCAGAGCCCCGGCCCAGGGCAGGCAGGGACAGCAGGGAGGGGACAGGGGACUCUGCUCCAUCCCUGCUGCCCAGCCCCGCAUCCCCCCACGGGCCUGGCCUGCCCACGCACAUACUGUUGCCUACGACUGUAGUUGCUGCAUUGAUUUUUGUAUUUUCAUGGCUGGGUUUUGUUUUCUUGCACUUACAGAGAACACAGGGGCCGCGAGGCGUUUGGAACGUGAGGGGUGCAGUGUCUUAUCCACACAUGUCCGUAUGGUGUACGGGUCAAAUACUUCUUUUGGUAGAGACUUAUUUUUGUUUGGAGUAAAUGUUAUAACAGAACCACGACCUAAAGGGACAUUUUACCAUGAGCAUUUGAUUCUGGUGUAUCCUCCAGUAAAGCAACUAUUAAUGGCUGCUUGAUCACCACGUUUUCCUUUUCGUGUGCACAGUUAAUUACAGGUAAAGACUUAUUUUUUGAUUCA